UCUGCUGCUUUUGACACUGUUGACCACUCUCUUCUCAUACAAACACUACAAUCCCUAGGUAUUCAGGACACGGCCCUUUCUUGGUUCUCAUCCUACCUAUCUAAUCGCUCCUUCUCUGUAUUGGGCCGUGUCACUGAAUGCCUUUCUGCCAUUUCAUCUUGGAUGACAUCUCGCCACCUCAAACUUAAUAUUUCCAAAACAGAAUUAAUUAUAUUUCCACCGGCCAAUAGUAGUUUCCAACCAGAUAUCUCUAUCACUGUUGAGAACUCUGCAAUCACCCCUACCCCACAAGCUCGCUGCCUAGGUGUCAUUCUUGACUCUGAAUUGUCCUUUGUUACCCACAUUCAAUCUGUCUCAAGAUCAUGUUACAUACAUCUAAGAAACAUAUCCAAAAUACGCCCUUAUCUUACACAAGACACAGCAAAAACUCUAAUCCAUGCUCUCAUUAUCUCCCGCAUUGAUUAUUGUAAUAGUCUCCUGACCGGUCUUCCCAAACAUAGGCUCUCACCACUACAAUCCAUUUUGAAUGCAGCUGCGAGGCUAAUCUUCCUUGCCAGACGUUCAUCGUCUGCAGAUCCGCUCUGUCAGUCCCUCCAUUGGUUACCGGUAUUCUACCGUAUUAAAUAUAAAAUACUUUUACUCACAUACAAGGCUAUUAACCAAACUGCACCAACAUACAUCUCUUCA
Molecule: messenger RNA, 687 nt
Organism: Pseudophryne corroboree (corroboree frog)
Lineage: Eukaryota; Metazoa; Chordata; Amphibia; Anura; Myobatrachidae
Exons: 2
Source: RefSeq, a predicted model, not a curated record